CGAACCCUUUUUGUUUCAAAAAUGGACCCACUCGAUAAGAACGUUGGAAGGAAACAGAAAGUCUCUCUCUCUCUCUCUCUUAAUAAGACCGUUGUAAAGUCGAAAUCUUUUUAAAAGAACAGCAAUAGCUUAUAGUUGAAGGAACUCUGCCACAAAGAAAGCAGAGUAAGCAUUGAGAUUCAACAAAAAUGGCAGCAACAAUCGGUACUCUGCUACCAAACUACCAACAAAACAAAACCCUAGAUUGUUUUAGCACCGCCCUUGACCCCAAGUCUCUGAUCCUCUCACAAUUUUCCGAUUCCGAAAAACCCAAUCUUCUGCAACUCAAAACAGAGAGCUUCGUCAUGGAGAGAGGACCCAGAUACAAAGCGUACGCCGAUUUGAGAGAAUCGAAGCUUAGGAUGAAGAACAUGAGACAACAACAGCCUCAGGAACAGGAAUUCAAUCUUUCACCACCAAAGAAACAGGUGAGAUUUCAGAAGAAUUUUCCGGCGACCCCAAUUGGGCGAAAAGGGUCCUCUGUUCUCGCACAAUCGGUGCCGGAUUUCUCGGCUGUGCUGCGGAAAGAGAACAGAAAGCCGGCGAGUAUGCUGCCGCCGAUGAUGGAGAAGUCAGCCACGCCUCCAGCUAACUCGAAGAGCGCAAAACUAUAUGGGAUUGGAGCGAAAUCUGGAGGAAGUAGAUCGGCAAAUUCGGGGGAGAAGAGGUGUGGGGGGUUGAUGGCGAGGAAGAGCUAUGCAAGUGUGGAAGAAUUGAAGGGGUUGUCGGCCGUGGCCGCGAAUGCGAUCAAUGGAGAAAACAGGGGAGGGAAGGGUGGAAGAGGGAUUGGCAAGACUGUUUUGGGUUGCAGACAGUAUUGAAGAAAACAGGGGAGAGAUUGGCAAGACUGUUCAUGAUAACAUUUGUUGAUUUUUUCUUUUGAGAUUUUUAUUCUUUCGAUUCUUGAUUGAAUCACCUGUGAGAUUGUUUUGAAUGUUAUUAUAAGAUACCGAGGGAUUUGGAUAAUGCUUAAGAAUAGAGGCUACUUGAAAGAUUCAUAA
Molecule: messenger RNA, 1040 nt
Organism: Cornus florida
Lineage: Eukaryota; Viridiplantae; Streptophyta; Magnoliopsida; Cornales; Cornaceae
Exons: 1
Coding region: 189-860 (223 amino acids)
Source: RefSeq, a predicted model, not a curated record